AUUGUUUAUGGGCCGCUCACUCAAAAUCAAAGAGCUGGUGAUGGAAAAGCAAGGGAAGAUACACUAGGUGCAGGCCAAGCACGGGAGAACGCGCUCCAUAGAUAUAUAAACCCAUAGACACAGUGGUGGAUGAGGAGACUAUUAUAAUAAAAAGAAUUAAAAAAAAAAAGAAACCGAAAAAAGGGUGAAAAGGGGGACAUGAAAUCGGCUUUCAGGUCCGUCGUUGAACAUCUGGAAGAAGAAAGACCGAUCGACGUAUCUGAGAAAGCAUCUCCAAGCUCAACUGUGGAGACGGCCAGGAAGAGAGGUUGAAAUCCGAGGCUGCAAAUCGCAACCUUUCGAUCUCCAGUCUACGUGGAUGGGCCAGUCAUCUUCGACGGCUGCAGUAUUGAGCCGCCGGGAAUCUAACCUUAGCCACCGUUCCAAAGCCAAAUCAACGGCUCUGAUCUCCCCUAUGCAAGCUGAAGAACCAAGCGACUUUUUCAUGAACGAUGUAGAACUGGACUACAUCUCCAAUCUACCUGACGAGUGUUUGGCUUGUAUUUUCCAGUCGCUUAGCUCUGGCGAUCGCAAACGUUGUUCUUUGGUAUGCCGCCGAUGGCUGAGAAUCGAGGGUCAAAGCCGUCACCGGCUUUCUCUCAACGCUCAGUCAGAUCUCCUCCCCAUGGUACCUGCUCUCUUCUCUCGCUUCGACGCUGUGACAAAACUCGCUCUUAAAUGUGACCGCAGAUCCGCGAGCAUCGGCGAUGAAGCGCUUGAAGCGAUCUCAUUUCGGUGCCGAAAUCUCACGCGGCUCAAGCUCCGUUCGUGCCGUGAUGUUACUGACGCCGGCAUGGAAGCUUUUGCAAAGAACUGUAGAGGUUUGAAGAAGCUCUCGUGUGGCUCAUGCACGUUUGGAGCUAAAGGUAUGAACGCAAUCCUCGAUAACUGUGCAUCUCUUGAAGAAUUGUCGGUGAAGAGGCUUCGAGGAAUCACCGAUGGAGCCGCUGCUGAACCGAUUGGACCAGGUUUAGCCGCAUCUUCGCUGAAAACAAUAUGCUUAAAGGAGCUUUAUAAUGGACAGUGCUUUGGUCCGCUUAUAAUUGGAUCAAAGAAUCUCAGAACCUUGAAGCUUUUCAGAUGCUCUGGCGAUUGGGACAAGCUUCUUCAAGUUAUUGCGGAUCAAGUUACCUGUAUGAUCGAGAUCCAUCUUGAGAGGCUCCAGGUAAGCGAUGUAGGCCUCGUGGCAAUCUCUCAUUGUUUGAGUCUGGAGAUUUUGCACCUUGUCAAAACUCCAGAGUGCACUAAUGUAGGGCUGGUUUCUGUUGCUGAGCAUUGUAAGCUCCUAAGAAAGCUUCAUAUUGAUGGAUGGAAGGCGAAUCGAAUAGGCGAUGAUGGAUUAGUAGCAGUAGGGAAGAAUUGCCCUAAUUUGCAAGAAUUGGUGUUGAUUGGAGUCAAUCCUACAAAAAUUAGCAUAGAAUUGUUGGCUUCAAAUUGCCAAAGUCUUGAGCGAUUAGCACUCUGCGGUAGCGAUUCUGUAGGUGAUGCAGAGAUUUCUUGUAUCGCUGCCAAAUGUGUAGCGUUGAAAAAACUGUGCAUUAAAAGUUGCCCGGUUUCAGAUCAUGGAAUGGAAGCGCUUGCUAGUGGAUGCCCGAAUUUGGUUAAAGUGAAGGUGAAGAAGUGUCGAGGGGUAACUUAUGAGGGUGCUGACCGGUUAAGAGCAAGUAGGGGAUCGCUAGCCGUGAAUUUAGACAGCGGCGAAGCUGAGCAUCUGGAUGCAAGUGCUAGUGACGGUGGGCUGCAGGAAAAUGGAUUUGAAUUUCCACCGGUACCUAGCCAAAUACCGCUGCCACCUGUUGCUUCAAGCAACACUGGGCGAUCAACGACUUUCAAAUCAAGAUUAGGGCUAUUGAGUGGAAGGAGUUUGGUGGCUUGCACUUUGAGAAGGUGGUCUAGCGGUAAUAGUAGUUCUCGAAGUUAAUUUAGACAGAGGACUAAUAGAGGUUGCAGAGCAGAAAAAUGGGUCCUUGCUCUUGGUCUGUUUGCAUUAUUUUGCAUUGUAUCUGAUUCCAUUUGAUGUAUUGAAUUUGAUAUCCGCGUGCUGUUUAUUGCCUUUUCAACUGAAUCUUCAUUUGCAAAAGUGAUCCUUUCUACUUGCC
This is a messenger RNA of Manihot esculenta (cassava), 2138 nucleotides long. Its product is annotated as F-box protein At1g47056. Gene Ontology annotation, cellular component: SCF ubiquitin ligase complex. The transcript has a single exon. Gene Ontology annotation, biological process: SCF-dependent proteasomal ubiquitin-dependent protein catabolic process. The coding region runs from base 359 to 1960 and encodes 533 amino acids. The record is from RefSeq and is a predicted model, not a curated record. NCBI's taxonomy places the organism in Eukaryota, Viridiplantae, Streptophyta, Magnoliopsida, Malpighiales, Euphorbiaceae. Gene Ontology annotation, molecular function: protein binding.